Triticum turgidum subsp. durum (durum wheat) is the source of this 849-nucleotide messenger RNA. NCBI's taxonomy places the organism in Eukaryota, Viridiplantae, Streptophyta, Magnoliopsida, Poales, Poaceae. The record is from the annotation of a GenBank genome assembly.
AUGCGGCCGUGGCAACCGCAGAUGCAGGAUGUGGUGGGCCUUGCCGCCGCGGCCGAUCCCCAGUUUGUGAGGCUCCGGGACAACGCCCGAGAGAAGAUAUUCAAGUUUUUGCUAACGUUGCAAUUGCUGCCUCUCUGGCGGCCGCGCCUCCGGGCGCUCGCGAGCCGGCUAGAGGAAAUCUUGUUUAGAAAAUACCCAAACAAGAUGGAGUACCACAACAUGACGAGGCGACCAAUGUCGCCAACAAUGAUGUUUGCUAUCAAGACCUACACGGCUCAGAACCGACAAUACCGACAAAAUCAACAAUCGUUAAGACAGAUAGCAUCUUCCCAUGGCUAUGGUGCGAUGAAUCUGACAUCCAAUAUCAUGCAAGGUGCGAGUGAAAAUUCUAGAAUGUUUUAUGUGACGGGCAAUGUUGGCCCUUUGUCCUCUACUGCAGACAUGGUUCUGCAGAACGCCAACAUGGAUACCUCACUGCCAGAAGGAGCUUCUGAUGGGCAUGUGAACACAAUGCUUUCACUAGGGAUAAACCCUACACGACAUGAUCUUUCUGGAGCGUCCAAUAACAACCUGUUAACACACAAUCUGGAUACACGUGAAGCCAACAGAUUCUCUCCCAAGGUGGCGCAGGGACGCCCGGCACCUGUGAAGGAUCUCCCAAGGGAACCAAAAUUCACCUGCCCAGUCUGCAUCAAUGAGCUGGUCGAUGCAUCGUCUACUAUCUGCGGCCACAUCUUCUGCAAGAAAUGCAUAGAGGCCUCCAUCCGAUUUCAGAAGAAGUGCCCUACCUGUCGUAGGAGGCUGACCAUGAGAAAUUUCCACCGAAUCUACCUCCCGGCGAUGGAUUGA